UCCAUUGAAUUAGAUUUAUCCUGAGGAGUGACUGGGAGGUUGAUUAAAUUCCUUAUCACAGUGGCAAUAGCAUUGCUUGUCUUAAUUUUGAAAAUAAAGAUUCCUCAUAAAUACUUAUAACACUACACAGAAAGAAGGAUAUUCAUUUGCUGUCAUUCAUCUAGGUGUGAUUCCUAAAAAAUUCCAGAAAAGAGGGUAACAUCUGAAGUAGCACUGAAGGGAUCCUGCCAAGCCAGAGGACUGUUGUAGUUCUUUACUGGAAAUCUUCCAAGUAACAUAAUGAAAGGAGAGACACCUGUAAACAGCACAAUGAGCAUUGGGCAGGCCCGUAAGCUGGUGGAGCAGCUGAAGAUUGAAGCAAGCAUGUGCAGAAUAAAGGUUUCCAAGGCAGCUGCAGACCUGAUGGCAUACUGUGAUGCUCAUGCCUGUGAAGACCCCCUCAUCACUCCUGUGCCGACAUCUGAGAACCCCUUCCGGGAGAAAAAGUUUUUCUGUGCACUUCUUUGAGCUCAUGCAAAACGGGCUGUGUGUUUCAAGAAAAAAUCUUUCAGCAGUUACAGUUUGCACAGCCAAGCAUCUUAGGUAUUUUUUCAUGUAUUUGCUUUGUGGAGAAUAGAACACUUGUCUGGAAGAAUUAUGCUUGCUUUCACUUGAAAGAGAUCAGAUGUGGCAAGCAAAUAAAGAAGCUAGAAUAUUCUUUGAACUCGAUAAUAGUCAAACAAGCAUCUACUAAAGGGCUAAAGUAAAGGAGCAACACAUAGCUUUCAGGAAUAAAUUAUUGAGAAUGGAACUUUUGUUUUCUUGGUGGGAGUCUAUAGGAUUGUUCACUUGCUUGGUUAGCUCUUGGUGAUCUAAUUUGACUACAUUUUUGAUCUCAAAGAAGCUGUAAGGACUUCCCUUGCUUUUAUUUGGCUAAGCAAAAAUUUUACAUGUUUUAGUGAAGGCAGAUUUUUUUUGUAAAGUGUCUAAUUUAUUGAUACAUGUACAAAGUCAGCAGACUGCCCAGGAGAAUACCAUUUCCACAAAGCUAUGUUAACAGCUAAACAUUUAGGAAGAACACACAAUUUAAGAUGCUUAUUGGGGAUACUCUGUUUCUAUAGGUUAGUUUAUUUAUUGAUGUAUGAUGACAAAUGAAAAAUAAAAUACCUUUGGCUGUGA
Messenger RNA from Protopterus annectens (West African lungfish), 1158 nucleotides. It is a transcript of the gene GNG3, whose product is annotated as G protein subunit gamma 3. Gene Ontology annotation, molecular function: G-protein beta-subunit binding. Gene Ontology annotation, biological process: G protein-coupled receptor signaling pathway. The transcript is spliced from 3 exons. Gene Ontology annotation, cellular component: heterotrimeric G-protein complex. The record is from RefSeq and is a predicted model, not a curated record. Lineage: Eukaryota; Metazoa; Chordata; Ceratodontiformes; Protopteridae. The coding region runs from base 280 to 507 and encodes 75 amino acids.